UUACGUAAAGACGCUUAUGAGGGAAGUGGGACUGGCUGUAAGGGAGGAUGCCAUCGGCAACAUCUUUGGCAGAUGGGAGGGAUCCAAUCAAUCGCUGCCAGCUGUCGUCACAGGGUCGCACACGGAUGCGAUCCCAUUGGCCGGGAAAUACGAUGGCGGGGUGGGGGUGCUGGGGGCGAUCGCUGCCAUCCAGGCGUGAAGCGGGCUGGGUUCUCCCCCCAUCGCCCGAUCGAUGUGCUCAUGUUCACCUCUGAAGAGCCGACGCGCUUUGGGAUAGGCUGCCUGGGCAGUCGCAUAUUGGCCAAUCAAACUGGCUAUCUCGAUCGCCUGCUGGCGCUACGGGACAAAGACGGCCGCUCUUUCGCCGAGGCUGCCGCCGAGGCUGGGUACGGGGAGGCUCGGAACACAGGUUCGGUGGCAGCAGUGGCUUUGGGUCGGGAGCAAGUGGGGGCUUUUGUGGAGCUUCAUAUUGAGCAAGGGCCAUUACUGGAAGAACAAGGACUGGAUAUCGGCAUAGUGACAGCGAUUGCAGCACCAGCAACGCUGAUGGUCGACUUUAGUGGAGGAGGGGGGCAUGCCGGCGCACUACUCAUGAAGCACAGGAACGAUGCGGGGUAUUCUGCAGGGCAUCUCAUGCUUCAGCCCAACGCAGUGAACAGUGUGCCUCGCCAUGCACGCUUAGAGAUUGAUAUUCGAGAUAUCGACGAGGCGAGGCGAGACGGCGUGGUUUCAAAGGUCGUGGAUGCCGCAAGGAGAAUUGCCGCCAGACGGAAAGUGAAGGUGGAGAGAAUGGAGUUGGUCAAUGCCGACCCGCCCGCCCAGUGCAGCAGCAUGGUGACGUCAGCUGUUUUGUCUGCAGUGCAGGAGCUGGGGCUGAGCCACCAACGCAUGGUCAGCCGGGCCUAUCACGAUGCACUGUUCAUGGCGAGGGUGGCGCCAACAGGCAUGGUCUUCAUUCCCUGCCGAGGAGGAGUGAGCCACCGCCCGGAUGAGUUCACAUCCAAGCUCGAGUACUAUUGGCAGGUGCUCAACCUGACCAAGGUACUCGAGCUUGGGUGUGAGCACCUGCCAAUAGUUCACAUCCAAGGUCGAGUACCUUGGCAGGUGCUCAACCUGAUCAGCAGUGUGCGCGUGCUCGCACUUACACUCACCAAGCCCUCGCUUCCUUCCUUGAUCUUCCUACUCGUUCUCUUGCCUCCCUGCUCCCCUCAGGAGUGA
Molecule: messenger RNA, 1218 nt
Organism: Closterium sp. Naga37s-1
Lineage: Eukaryota; Viridiplantae; Streptophyta; Zygnematophyceae; Desmidiales; Closteriaceae
Source: the annotation of a GenBank genome assembly